AUGUGGCAGCUUUUAGCAGCAGUGUGCUGGGUACUUCUUCUUGGACCUAUAUGUGGUUAUGACGAGAAAAGAAGUAACACAAAUCCUGAAGCUAAUAUGAACAUUAGCCAGAUUAUUUCCUAUUGGGGUUAUCCUUAUGAAAAAUAUGAUAUUGUGACAAAGGAUGGUUAUAUCCUUGGAACGUACAGGAUUCCUUAUGGAAGAAGAUGCCCAGAGAAAACAGCUCCAAAGCCUGUUGUAUAUUUGCAGCAUGGCUUAAUAGCAUCUGCCAGUGACUGGAUUUGCAAUCCACCCGACAACAGCUUGGCUUUCCUUCUGGCAGAUAAUUGUUAUGAUGUAUGGUUGGGAAACAGCCGAGGAAACACCUGGUCCAGAAAACACCUGAAAUUGUCACCCAGAUCAUCAGAAUUCUGGGCCUUUGGUUUGGAUGAGAUGGCUAAAUAUGACCUUCCAGCCACUAUUGAUUUAAUCAUAGAGAAAACUGGACAAGAGCAACUCUGCUAUGUGGGCUACUCCCAGGGGACCACCAUAGCUUUCAUGGCAUUUUCUACAAAUCCAGAACUGGCAAAAAGGAUCCAGAUAUUUUUUGCACUGGCACCAGUUGUCACUGUGAAAUACACUCAAAAUCCUUUGAAAAAACUUACAAAUCUUCCCAGGGAAGUCAUCAAGGUAUUGUUUGGUGACAAAAUGUUCUCCCCUUACACAUCAUUUAACCACUUCCUUGCCACCAAAGUGUGCGGUAAGAAGAUAUUCCAUCCUGUGUGCAGCAAGUUCCUAUUUACUCUAACUGGACUUGAUUCAAGAAACUUAAACAUGAGUCGCUUGGAUGUUUAUUUGUCACAGAAACCUGCAGGAACGUCUGUACAGACCAUGCUGCACUGGGCCCAGAUUUUUAAUUCUGAUCGUCUCCAAGCUUUUGAUUGGGGAAAUCGUGGUCAGAACAUGAUGCACUUCCACCAGCUUACACCUCCUUUAUAUAACAUUACUAAGAUGAAAGUUCCAACAGCAAUAUGGAGUGGAGGACAGGAUAUUGUGGCUGAUCCUAAGGACAUGGAAAAUUUGCUUCCUAAAGUUGCCAACCUUAUUUUUUACAAAGUGAUUCCGCACUACAAUCACAUGGAUUUUUACCUUGGACAGGAUGUACACCAAGAAGUUUACCAAGAUAUAAUUAGAUUGAUGAAACACCAUUUAUAA
Fukomys damarensis (Damara mole-rat) is the source of this 1194-nucleotide messenger RNA. RefSeq names its product lipase family member K (gene Lipk). Gene Ontology annotation, molecular function: hydrolase activity, acting on ester bonds. Bases 1 to 1194 code for a protein of 397 amino acids. Lineage: Eukaryota; Metazoa; Chordata; Mammalia; Rodentia; Bathyergidae. The transcript has 9 exons. Gene Ontology annotation, biological process: lipid metabolic process. Gene Ontology annotation, cellular component: intracellular membrane-bounded organelle. The record is from RefSeq and is a predicted model, not a curated record.